AUGGAGACAACUAUAACCACAGUCGUGCCUACAAUCUCCAAAAAACCACCAGCAGGCACAAUUGGAUCACUUCCGGACGAGAUAUUGGCCGAUAUCUUUAUACAUUACGUUCGAAGCCAUCCGACAAAGGGAUUACAACGUCCAGCACAGCGAACCAAGUUUCGUGUGGAGGCCCAAAUUGACAGCCCGAAUAACCCCAUUCUCCUGGGAUGGGUCAGCUCUAGAUGGAGGACUAUUUCUCUGCGCACCGUGAAGCUGUGGUCUACAAUCGUGGUGGGAGACCCGUUGCCGCGUGACGUGCCAAUCUUCAAGCUCUGGAUCGAGCGCUCAGGAGAAGCCUUGCUGGGCCUCACUCUUUCGCGGUACAUUUUCGACAAGCACGAUUCCAUCAGGUACUCCGAGGAUGCUACUGCAUUCAAAGCCAUCCUUUCGGCCGCCGUUGCUGAGUGCAUGAGAUGGAGGACCGUUACCAUUAAGGUGGUGGAAGAGACGUUCUACACUACAUCCCUGGCGCUGCCAAACCUCGAAUCCAUCGAGUUCGAGUACCUGGCCAUGGGUCUUCAUACAUUCAAGAGACGGCUUUUCGAACGCGCAUUUACUUCCCCCGUUCUUCGAACCAUCUCCCUCGACGAUAGCUGCUUCAAUCCCAGCUGGAUAACCGGGCCUGCAUGGAACACCUUGAGAAAUAUCGAAUUGAAGACCAUUCACACCGCUCGUUUGUUGAAGGUGCUGAGAAUCUGCCAUACAAUAGAACGAGUUCGUGUGGAGUGGAUCUUCCUUUCGUCCAAGCUUCCCGCUGAGCCUGUGACGGCGCCAACCCUCCAGUCCCUUCACGUCGCACAGGUCCACCGGUAUCCCCAAUUCCUUGACCGCCUCAUUCUUCCCUCUCUUGUCGACCUCAAGAUAUCAGUGGAGAGAAGCGACGAGGACGCUCCCCCACCCGACGUCUAUCCCGAUACUUAUAGGAAGAAUCCACCUAUCUGGCAAGCAAUCGAAGCUUUUGUAGAACGGUCGAAGUGCCAGCUCGAGUCGUUCGGAUUUGGCUAUGCCGACGAUCAAUCAUGUCUUUAUGAAAUAGGCUCCAAGGUCCACUUACCCAUCUUUUCGAAACUUCGGCGACUUUGCCUCACCUCGAAAAUCUCGGACGUCACCGUGGCCAAUUUGACGUUCAGUGAUGUUUCGCAACCCCUGCCUCUCCUCGAAGAUUUGGAGUUGACUACCUGUGAUACGACAGAUGGCGCCCUGGCGAAGAUGGUCCUCAGUAGGAUGAACUCCACGGAUUCGCGCCUGAAAAAGGUCAAGGCUUAUUUUGGAAAAGGAGACGACCCGCAAGAGCGCACGGAGGACUUGGGUUUAGAGCAGAAGCUGGGACAGAGAAUUGAGCUAGAGCUCGCUGUAUGCGAAGAGUAUGUCCCCGGAGAAGGUUAUGUUCGCGAUUAG
This is a messenger RNA of Coprinopsis cinerea okayama7#130, 1440 nucleotides long. RefSeq lists its product as hypothetical. Lineage: Eukaryota; Fungi; Basidiomycota; Agaricomycetes; Agaricales; Psathyrellaceae. The transcript has a single exon. The record is from RefSeq and is a predicted model, not a curated record. Bases 1 to 1440 code for a protein of 479 amino acids.